CACGAGUUAGCGAGGUUGAGGUAAACAUUACGGUCCGUUUUAGUUUCGCGCCACAAUUGUAGAAUACAAUGGCUGCUACUGGAUUUGAUCAAUCCGAAGUUUUUUUUUCAGAUCCCUUUGGAUCUGAAGAUAAUGCGAAUUCGAAUUUCAGCUCCAAUGUAAAUGAUACAAGAAAAAAGUUUAAAGACUUUAUUAAAGAGUUUCACGAAGUAAACUUUGUCUUUCCGUACAGGGACCAGCUAAAAAAAAAUUACAGUUUAGGACAAUAUUAUUUGGAUGUGAGCUUAGACGAUUUACGUAGUUAUGAUGAGCAUUUGGCUGAUAGAGUUGAAAAAUCGCCAACUGAGUGUAUCCCUAUAUUUGAAGAGGCAGUUCGUGAAAUUCUGGAAGAGAUAACGAAACCUAGAUCUGCCGAUCAAGAAGAGAUUCAAGAUGUUCAGAUAACUCUUCGUUCAGAAUCUCAUCCUAUGAGUAUAAGGAGCAUGACUUCAGAACAUGUAUCAAAACUUGUAAAAGUCCCUGGUAUAAUAAUAAGUGCAUCUGCUAUGAGAGUUAAAGCUACACGAAUUACAAUUCAAUGUCGAAGCUGCCGUAAUACUUUACCAAACAUUGGUCUUAAGCCUGGUUUAGAAGGGUAUGCUAUGCCAAGAAAUUGCCCCUCUGAUCAAACAUCAAAGCCUGCUCCUUGUCCGAUGGAUCCUUUUUUUAUUCUGCCUGACAAAUGCAAGUGUGUAGACUUUCAGGUUUUAAAGUUACAAGAAUCUCCUGAUGCUGUUCCAAAUGGUGAAAUGCCGCGUCAUCUUCAGCUUUAUGUAGAUAGAUACCUGACAGAAAAAGUUGUACCUGGAAAUCGAGUUACUGUUAUAGGAAUUUUCUCAAUUAAAAAAAAUGUUGCAAGUAAAAAGAGGAAUGAUGAUGGUGGUGUUGGUAUACGCAAACCAUAUAUGAGAGUAAUUGGAAUCCAGAUUGAAACUGCAGGAGCUGGUCGCAGCUCAGGAAAUAUUCAUUUUUCACCAAGUGAUGAAGAGGAAUUUUCAAAAUUAGCUGCUCGUCCUGAUGUUUUUGAUUUAGUUUGGAGAAGUGUAGCUCCGUCUAUUUAUGGUAGUGAAGAUGUAAAAAAAGCUGUUGCUUGUCUUCUAUUUGGUGGAUCACGCAAACGAUUACCAGAUGGUCUGACUCGUAGAGGAGAUAUAAACAUUCUAUUGCUUGGAGAUCCUGGCACAGCAAAAAGUCAGUUGUUAAAGUUUGUUGAGAAAGUUUCUCCAAUUGGUAUUUAUACAUCAGGAAAAGGAAGUAGUGCUGCUGGAUUGACAGCUUCAGUUAUAAGAGAUCCUGUUUCUCGCAAUUUUAUUAUGGAAGGUGGAGCUAUGGUUCUUGCUGAUGGAGGUGUUGUUUGUAUUGAUGAGUUUGACAAGAUGCGUCAAGAUGAUCGUGUGGCUAUUCAUGAAGCAAUGGAACAGCAAACUAUUUCAAUUGCUAAGGCUGGUAUUACGACUACUCUGAAUUCCAGGUGUUCUGUUUUUGCUGCUGCAAACUCAGUGUUUGGUCGAUGGGAUGAUACUAAAGGGGAGCAGAAUAUUGAUUUUAUGCCAACUAUUCUGUCUCGUUUUGAUAUGAUUUUUAUCAUAAAAGAUGAACAUGAUCAAAAUAAAGAUGUGCACCUUGCAAAACAUGUUAUGCAAGUUCAUCUUCAUGCUGGACAGUCUAAUCAAGGAAUGGAAGGAGACCUUAGUUUAGCUUUCUUUAAAAAGUUUAUUGAUUAUUGUAGAAGAAAAUGUGGUCCGCGUUUGUCAGAAAAUGCUGCAGAAAAGCUUAAAAACCAGUAUAUUCUUAUGCGCAGUGGCGCUAGAAAUAUGGAAAUGGAAUCAAACAAGCGUAAUUCUAUACCUAUUACUGUGCGUCAGUUGGAGGCUAUAGUUCGUAUAGCUGAAUCUCUUGCAAAAAUGAAGCUACAACCAUUUGCAACAGAAAGUGACAUUGAUGAAGCUCUACGAUUAUUUCAUGUGUCCACAUUAGAUGCAGCAACAUCAGGAAAUUUAUCUGGAGCAGAAGGUUUUACUCCUGAAGAGGAUAUUGAAGAAGUAAGAAGAAUUGAGCAAGCACUUAAAAAACGAUUUGCAAUUGGAUCUCAGGUGUCUGAGCAAAGAAUAGUUGCUGACUUUGUAAAGAAUAAAUAUAACGAGAAAGCAGUUUCGACUGUCAUUCAUAUUAUGCUGAGACGUGGAGAGUUGGAACACCGAUUUCAAAGAAAAGUACUCUAUCGUGUUCGAUAGAGACUUUGUUGUGCUAAAAACUAAGAAAUUAAUUAGAAUGUGAAAUUUUUUUUUUCGAUCAAAGCAUUUUUUCGAAAUAAAGGCGAUCAACUAUUUGAUGAAAUCAAAACAAUUUGUUGGCAUUCAAUAAAGUUAAUGCAGUUUUUUUACAAUCAAAUUAAAGUUAUCAUGUUGUGCUGAGGCUUUUAUUUACAUAAAAUCAAGCAAUAAAGCUUAUAUAAUCGUUUACGAUAAAGUCGUUUUAAAGAUGCAACGAUAGUAAGUCAGUUUUUUUACCAACAUGUAGAAAAAGUUGUAAAAAUUUAUUAUUUUGUAUUGGAAUCUUUAUUGUGGGUAGACACGAGAAAAUUAUUUACUAAUAUUAGCCCAUCAGAACUUUGA
Messenger RNA from Hydra vulgaris (swiftwater hydra), 2654 nucleotides. Its product is annotated as DNA replication licensing factor mcm5-A. Gene Ontology annotation, molecular function: DNA replication origin binding; single-stranded DNA helicase activity; 3'-5' DNA helicase activity. NCBI's taxonomy places the organism in Eukaryota, Metazoa, Cnidaria, Hydrozoa, Anthoathecata, Hydridae. The record is from RefSeq and is a predicted model, not a curated record. Gene Ontology annotation, biological process: DNA replication; DNA replication initiation; double-strand break repair via break-induced replication. Gene Ontology annotation, cellular component: MCM complex; nucleus.